Terrapene triunguis (Three-toed box turtle) is the source of this 1331-nucleotide messenger RNA. Its product is annotated as RNA-binding protein 4-like. The transcript has 2 exons. The coding region runs from base 135 to 1073 and encodes 312 amino acids. The record is from RefSeq and is a predicted model, not a curated record. Gene Ontology annotation, cellular component: cytosol. Lineage: Eukaryota; Metazoa; Chordata; Testudines; Emydidae. Gene Ontology annotation, molecular function: mRNA binding.
GGUUUUGGAGAAACAGUUGGCCUCCAUCGGGAGCUGCGCUGUUUUGGUCGUCCUGGCCCUUCCGCCCUCCUCCGCGUUGAGUUUGCGUGGGUGAUUCCUGAGAGCAUUGCAGGCUGGAAGUGCAACCUCCUGCCAUGGUGAAGAUCUUCGUGGGAGGAGUCUCCCCUUCUGUCACAGUGGAUGAGCUGAAGAAGCUCUUUGAGCAGUAUGGACAGGUGAACGAGUGCGACAUCCUGAAGAACUUUGCCUUUGUGCACAUGGAGAAGGAGGACGAGGCCCACAAGGCCAUCAGCGAGCUGCACAAGCAGGAGUUCUACGGAGCCCACCUGACGGUAGAGUACGCCACCUCCAAGAUCCGUAACGCCACCAAGAUCUAUGUGGGCAAUGUCUCCAGCAAGGCCACCACAGCCCAGAUCAAGGAGCUCUUUGAGAAGUUUGGCAAGGUGGUGGAGUGUGACAUUGUCAAGAACUACGCCUUUGUCCACAUGGCCAAGGAGAGGGAAGCCAUGGACGCCAUCUUGAACCUCAACGACAUGCCUCUGGAGGACCAGAAGAUCUUUGUAACACUGUCCAAGAGCAACAACUCGCUCAAGACAACCAAGGGGACCUCUGUGCCACCUCCACCACCUGCACUGCCCAGUUACUACUUCCCCAGGGGGCGCAUCCCCCCGCCACCGCCUCCAUACACCCCAUAUGCACCCCGAUCUUGGUAUGACCGGGAAUAUUAUGACCGCUAUGCUUAUGAGCUCUACGACCGGGCGAUGACUGCCAGGACAGCAUACGAGAGGGUCCUGCCACCUCCGCCCUCUACCCCCACCGCCUACAGAGAGAGGAGCCCUGUGGGCAGGCGGACGACCGCUGCGGUGGCCCAGUAUACUGAUCCCUAUGCUGCCGCGGCUGCCGCCCAGACAUACAGUCAAGUGUACAACCAAACGGGUUAUGCAGCAGUGGCGGCUGCAGCCGCAGCAGCAGCUACCUACUCCCAGUACAGCAUGGGUGCCACCUACAGUGCAGGAGAGUACUAUGAGAAAUACAGCAACAGCUAUGCCACUCAAUAUGCCCAGACGUACUAAUCUUACUGUGCUCAUAGUAGUAAGUGACCAGAGAUCUUAGCUUCGGUGGGAGGCAGAGGCAUGGGGUGGAGAGUAACUAGCCCUAGAACUCCUUAUUGGCACAGUUUUUUAUGGGGUAAGGGAGUGCCACUCCUCCCUAAAGUAGCUCUCUGAUGCCAUCCACAGUGGAUGGAGGUUACCAUGCCUCCUGAAAGGCAGUAAAUAGGCUCCUAUGAACUAGACAACCUUUUAUGUGUGUGUGUGUUUAUAUAUAUAAAU